Mauremys reevesii (Reeves's turtle) is the source of this 2079-nucleotide messenger RNA. It is a transcript of the gene ARF1, whose product is annotated as ADP ribosylation factor 1. The transcript has 5 exons. The record is from RefSeq and is a predicted model, not a curated record. Gene Ontology annotation, biological process: vesicle-mediated transport; intracellular protein transport. Gene Ontology annotation, molecular function: GTPase activity; GTP binding. Gene Ontology annotation, cellular component: cytoplasm; plasma membrane. NCBI's taxonomy places the organism in Eukaryota, Metazoa, Chordata, Testudines, Geoemydidae. The coding region runs from base 195 to 740 and encodes 181 amino acids.
GCCCCGCCCACCGUUCCCCUCCUCGGUUACCCGUCGUGCUCCGCGCAGCCCUGGCACUGACGUGGCUGCCCGCAGCCGCCAUCUUGUGAGCCUGGGCGGGGAGCGCGAGAGAAGCGCAGGAGGGAGCCGACCCAGAGCCGGGGGCAGCCAGCGCCGGAUUUCAUUGGCCAGUGAGGGAACACCUUAUUUCAAGCAUGGGAAAUAUUUUUGCUAACCUCUUCAAAGGCCUUUUUGGCAAAAAAGAAAUGCGUAUUCUUAUGGUUGGUCUGGAUGCUGCAGGAAAGACCACUAUUUUGUACAAACUUAAACUUGGUGAAAUAGUAACUACUAUCCCUACUAUAGGUUUCAAUGUAGAAACAGUAGAAUACAAGAACAUUAGCUUCACAGUGUGGGAUGUAGGUGGUCAGGAUAAGAUCAGACCUCUCUGGCGCCAUUAUUUCCAGAAUACACAAGGUUUGAUUUUUGUGGUUGACAGUAAUGACAGAGAACGAGUGAAUGAGGCCAGAGAAGAGCUUAUGAGAAUGUUGGCAGAAGAUGAGCUGAGAGAUGCUGUCUUAUUAGUGUUUGCUAACAAACAGGACCUCCCUAAUGCAAUGAAUGCAGCAGAAAUUACAGACAAACUUGGACUCCAUUCUCUUCGUCACAGGAACUGGUAUAUCCAGGCAACCUGUGCCACUAGUGGAGAUGGGCUCUAUGAAGGACUGGACUGGUUGUCCAAUCAGCUCCGAAACCAGAAAUGAAACCAUAAAACUUCCUCUUCCCUCUUUUUCCACCCCUCCCUUUUAUUUCCUCCUCUUCGCCCUUUGCUUUACUCUAAUGUGGCAAACUGUGCUACUUUGUGGUAUUGAGUGCCGGAAGCUGUUUUCAUUACUUUUGUCACAGUAUGUAUUGCACCAUGCUGUAAAUGUGGCAAGUACAAGCCUGAAAACAGUUAGGUUUCUUAUUUAAUGUAAAUAGUUUUUGUUUCCAAUGAGGCAGUUUCUGGUACUCCUAUGCAAUAUUACUCAGCUUUUUUAUUGUAAAAAAUCAACUCACUGUUUUAGUACUGGGAAGGGAUUUAAGCGGAUUAACAUAUGGGUUGCCAGUAGUCAAUGUGCAAUAGAGCUGAAGAUUGUCCCUGUUGGGUUGUGAGAUCUGAGGUGAGAUCCAUUUUGGUGGUUGGUUUUUAACCUGAACUCUAUUUUUUAAAUAGCUACAGAAAAGUAAAACACUUGAACACAUAAGAAGUGUGUUGGACAUAAUUUCUGUGAUUCCAGUUUGAAUACCAGUGAUUUUUUAAUUCUUUUGACAUGGCAAAGCAGAAAUAAAAGCAAGCUUCAUCUGAUUAAAAUACAGAUCUAUGUAACUGCAAGAUCUCUGGAUUUUUCUGUAGUUCAUAGCAUGUGUGUUCAAAGGUUUGUUUGAACUGGUUUAAAGCAGUUUGCAGAUUUAUUCAUACAACUUAAACCACUGUAUUUUACUUCAGAUAAGGUUGAUAUUGUGAUCUUCUAUCAGACUACAGUAAUUUCUGGGAGGUUCACAUUUUUAACCUGUUACAUUCUAUGUGAAGUGUUUUGUACUUUUCUUGUGUGUAAACCACUCCAGAAGGCAAAACCUUUCCACAGAAAGCACAGCCUACAUCAGUCCUAAGCUCUAUAGUCAGAAAGUACUGUACGUAAAUAAGAAAUGCCAUGAAAAACUCACCAAACAUCUAGGUAUAGUGUCUAGAAAAAAGCAUGAGAGUCUGGAGAGUCAUUCCAUUCUAGAAGUAUUCAAUCCCAUUUUGGAACAAUCCCAUAUCUGUAUAUGUGUGAAAACCCUGGGCAUCCCUCAUACUGCAAGGUUCAGAUUUGCCAUCAGAAAAAGAUCUCUUUACUUUUUUCUUUUGUAUUUUGAUAAACACUGAAGAAGCUGGAGCUGUUGAAAACAUUAAACUUGAGGAACUAUGAGAACUGGUUUGUUUAGUGUUGCGGAAACCUGUAUGCUUUCAAUACACAAUUAGUAAUCAAACUGUUUUGUAUACUUGUUUCAGUUUUCAUUUUGACAAACAAGCACUGUAAUUAAAGCUAUUAGAAUAAAAUCUCUUAACUAUUUCAUGUU